Molecule: messenger RNA, 759 nt
Organism: Striga hermonthica
Lineage: Eukaryota; Viridiplantae; Streptophyta; Magnoliopsida; Lamiales; Orobanchaceae
Source: the annotation of a GenBank genome assembly
AUGACAUUUGAUUAUUCUCCAGCUUCGAAGCGAAGGAAGUUCACCACUAUUUCGCCCAUGGAGUAUGAAUCUGCUAAGGCAAGGGUUGAAGCUGCUAGAGAGAAGUAUGAGAGGGAAAUCAAAGUAUUUGAAACAUCUGUAGCUUCUGUGACCCCUAGCACUGUAUAUGAUGCUGAAGAGACGGAUGACUUUUACGAGUUCACACCGGAGGACUACUACCGUCUGUUUGCAGCUAAAAAGGAAGAUAAAUAUCUGAAGACGAAAAAAAUUAGGGAUGCAGAAACUGCUGCUCGUAGGUCAAGGUUUACAAAGGCAGUCAUAAGAGUACGUUUUCCUGAUAAUCAUACGCUGGAGGUUUCAUUUCAUCCUUCCGAAACGAUUCAAAGUUUGGUGGAUCUUCUAAAGAAAGUGUCUGCCCAUCCGGAGUUGCCCUUUUAUCUGUAUACCACACCUCCAAAAAAGCAACUAAAUGACAUGUCUCAGGAUUUUUAUACUGCUGGAUUUGUUCCUGGUGCAAUUGUGUACUUUGCGUAUGAUAUGCCAAAAGGUAGUGAUGAUGGUGCUUCAUUUGCCGGUCCCUACCUUCAGGAGGAUGUCAUGUCUUUGAAAGGGUUGGAGUUUGUGGCUCAGCAGGCUCAGCCUGUGUCCCAGCCCACAACAGAAGGUCCUGAACCAGUGACAACAACUGGCCCAUCUGUUGGGCCUGAGCACAAGCCCAGUGACAAAAAGAAGAUGAAACCUAAGUGGUUGAAAAUGUGA